Lodderomyces jiufengensis is the source of this 1722-nucleotide messenger RNA. RefSeq names its product putative proline--tRNA ligase (gene PRS). Gene Ontology annotation, molecular function: proline-tRNA ligase activity; ATP binding. The record is from RefSeq and is a predicted model, not a curated record. The transcript has 2 exons. Bases 1 to 1722 code for a protein of 573 amino acids. Gene Ontology annotation, biological process: prolyl-tRNA aminoacylation. Gene Ontology annotation, cellular component: mitochondrion; cytoplasm. Lineage: Eukaryota; Fungi; Ascomycota; Pichiomycetes; Serinales; Debaryomycetaceae.
AUGACUCGAGAUUUUACUAGUAAUUUAUCUUUACGACAGUACGACUUUACAACCAAUUCGAAAGACAAUGUUGAUAUGAUUAAAAAAGUACCUACAUUCUAUGCAAAUCAAUUACAAAAGCUAAGACUUGAUAAAAGUAUACCUACAUCAGAGCUUAUAUCAAAACUAGGGAUUGUUUCAAAUCCAAGAUCAGGUUUAGUUAAUUGGUCUAAAACUGGAUUAUUAAUUCAAAAUAAAAUCAAUAAUAUUAUUAGAAAGAAUUUAGAUAGUAUAGGUUUUGAAGAAUUAAAUUUAUCUUUAUUAUCAUAUAAAACAAAUUGGGAAAAAACUGGAAGAUGGAAUCAACCAGAGAUAUUUAAAUUGAAAAAUGAUGAUUUUUUAUUAGUUCCUACAUGUGAAGAAGAGAUAACUGCUUAUGUUAAACAAAAUUUAGAAAGUUAUAAACAAUUACCUUUGAAAUUUUAUCAAAUUAAUCCGAAAUUCAGAAAUGAAAAAAGACCAAGAGGUGGAUUAUUAAGAGGUAAGGAAUUUUUAAUGAAAGAUGCUUAUUCUUUUGAUAUAAACAAGUCGAAAGCAAUGGAGACUUAUAAUUCAAUUUUUGAAUCAUAUCAUAAAAUUUUUAAAGAAAUCGGAUUACCAUAUGUUAAAGCUGAAGCAGAUUCUGGUGAUAUUGGUGGUGACUUAAGUCACGAAUGGCAUUAUUUAAAUGAAACCGGUGAAGAUACCGUUUUCACUUGUGAUAAUUGUGGUCAAGUAUCAAAUCAGGAGAAAACUUUAGCAUAUCCCUCAAAAGAAUAUACUAGUGGUGAUGUAUCUGUUAAAUAUUUCAUAACUGAUGAUGAUUCUACUUUAAUUUGUGCUUAUUAUCCAUCAAAUAGAAUUUUAGAACCAAAUUUUUUAAAGUUAGAAAUGCCAGAUAUAAAUUUGAAAAGUCCAUUCAAUGAGCAAGAAUUACUUGACAAAUUUGCAAAAGAAUCUGAAGAAGAUUUAUCCAAAAGAGUUGUUAGAAUAAUGGACUCAAGAUUAAACUCAAGAUCGAAUUUCCCAGAUUUCCCAAUUAAUUUUGUAAAUAGAUCAAUGAUUACCACCUUAACUGAUAUACCCAUUGUAUUAUCAGAGGAAGGAGAGAUUUGUGGUGAAUGUGAAGAAGGUACUUUACAAAAACUGAAUGCAAUUGAAAUUGGACAUACUUUUUAUUUAGGUGAUAAAUAUUCCAAAGCAUUAGAUUUAAAAAUUGAUAUACCAGUGGAAAAUCAAGUUGAGACAAAAAAUGUUUUGAUGGGUUGUUUUGGUAUUGGAAUAAGUCGAAUAAUUGCUGCUAUUGCUGAAAUUAAUAGAGAUGAAAAGGGAUUAAGAUGGCCAAGAAGUAUAACACCAUGGGAGAUUACAAUAGUUGAGACUACAAAAAAUCCAGAAUUUCAAUCAGUUUAUGAAGAUUUGGAAUUGGUAGAUUAUAGAUUGGAUGAUAGAAAAGAUAUUUCAUUAGGUAAAAAAAUUAAUCAAUCGAAUCUUUUAGGGAUACCUUUGGUAUUGAUAUUAGGUAAAAAGUUCCCAAUUGUUGAAAUUGAAGUUAGAGGUAAACGUAACACCAAAAACCCAAAAUGGAAACAAUUAGAUUUUAAAUGGGAAGUUGAAUAUGAUUCAAAUGGUAAUGAUAUUAAACAUUAUGUACAUAAAGAUCAAUUAAAUCAAGUAUUAAAUAGAUUGCUAUUAGAUAUGUAA